This is a messenger RNA of Brugia malayi, 1134 nucleotides long. RefSeq names its product putative RNA 3-terminal phosphate cyclase-like protein, putative. The transcript has 9 exons. Gene Ontology annotation, cellular component: nucleolus. The coding region runs from base 1 to 1134 and encodes 377 amino acids. NCBI's taxonomy places the organism in Eukaryota, Metazoa, Nematoda, Chromadorea, Rhabditida, Onchocercidae. Gene Ontology annotation, biological process: endonucleolytic cleavage of tricistronic rRNA transcript (SSU-rRNA, 5.8S rRNA, LSU-rRNA); ribosome biogenesis. Gene Ontology annotation, molecular function: RNA endonuclease activity. The record is from RefSeq and is a predicted model, not a curated record.
AUGGAGCAGAAAGAAUUACGUUUUGAGGGAUGCAACUUCUUCAGACAGCGACUUGCUUAUUCAUUGCUAAGUGGUCACUCGGUGACCAUUUCAGAGAUACGUCGUUAUGAUGAUGAACCAGGAAUAAAAGAUUUCGAGUCAAAACUUCUGUUAAUGUUGGAAAAGAUAACCAAUGGCACACGAAUUAAAAUCAGUCAAACAGGUACUGAAGUUACAUUCUCACCUGGUAUGAUCACGGGUGGCAAACUUACUUUCGAUUGUGGCAAUGACCGAUGCAUAAGCUACUACCUGGAACCUUUGUUAAUGAUUGCUCCUUUUUGUAAGUAUCCACUUAACGUAAAACUAGAAGGAAUAACCAACGCUCCAUGUGAGUUAAGUGUCGAUGCCAUUCGUGCAACGUGGCUUCCGGUUUUCAAUAAAUUUGUGUUUGCAUCUGAUGUGCCAGAAAUUAAGAUUACUGCUCGAGGUUACAAACCCGACGGUGGUGGAUGUGUAAUUUUGACUUUACCAACAAUAAGAACCUUUCGUCCUGUACAGUGUAAAACAGUUGGAAAAAUAUGUAAAAUACGAGGGAUUGCGUCUGUUUCCAAAGUUUCUCCAUCUAUAGCAUAUCGUAUGAUUGAUGCAGCAAAGCACACUCUUCGCGAUUACAUUGCUGAUAUUUAUAUCACUGUUGAUCAGAGAAAAGGAGCAUCUGGUGGAAAUUCACCUGGCUUUGGUCUUUUUUUAACUAGUGAAACAACGGAAGGAAUAAUUUAUCAUGGUGAAGCCGUAUCAAAACCGAAAGAUGAACAAGGCAACCCAGUUGUGCCGGAAGACGUUGGACACGUUGCUGCAUGCCAGUUGUUGGAUCAGAUCUUUGCAGGAGGAUGUGUUGACACCACAGCUCAAGCCUUAGCUGUGACUUUUAUGACGCUUUGCGAAAAGGAUGUUAGUACAUAUCUGUUUGGACCUCUCUCUGCUUACUGUAUGUACACAUUGCGGAAUUUGAAGAAAUACUUCGAAAUAACAUUCAAAAUAGACCAUUGGGAUGAGCUAUGCGAUGAUAAAGAACAGAGAUUGGGCUCUAAUGAGAAGGUACUGAUGACUUGUAUGGGUAUCGGAUUUAGUAAUUUGAAUAAAAUUGUGUUGUGA